This is a messenger RNA of Lotus japonicus, 4524 nucleotides long. RefSeq names its product protein PHYTOCHROME-DEPENDENT LATE-FLOWERING. Gene Ontology annotation, biological process: regulation of transcription by RNA polymerase II. The transcript has 12 exons. Lineage: Eukaryota; Viridiplantae; Streptophyta; Magnoliopsida; Fabales; Fabaceae. Gene Ontology annotation, molecular function: transcription coregulator activity. The record is from RefSeq and is a predicted model, not a curated record. The coding region runs from base 257 to 4174 and encodes 1305 amino acids. Gene Ontology annotation, cellular component: SAGA complex.
AGCAAAAAAAAAAAAAAAAAAAGAGUAAAAUAAAUUUUCAUUCUUUUUUACAAGAACACAAAGAAAAAGAAGUCUUUCCCCAGAAGAAAACUGAAGCCAAACGAAGCGUAAAUCCGAAACCUUGAAUGAACUUGUCUUCAGCACUCGCAGCAUUUAAACAAAUAAACACAAACACUCUCUCUUCCUUCUUUGUUCUUUUCUGAUGAAUUUCUAGGGUUUUGAUUUCCCCAAUCUUCACAAAAUUCAGAGUCCCCCCAUGGGGCUCUCCUUCAAGCUCUCGAAGUCUGGCACUAGGUAUCGCCCCAAACCCCUUCCCAUUCCACCCGAAGCUUCCCACGAUGGUGUAUCCGAGAAUUCCAAGUCUCAGAGUCAUCUUGUUGAAGCUGGUGAAAAUACUGCUCGGAUGCUCAAUUCAUCUGUUUCAUCUGAAACUCGUCCGUUAGCAGAGAUGGAAGCUUCUUUUACACUGAACCUGUUCCCAGAUGGUUAUUCUAUCGGAAAGCCCUUUGAGAAUGAUACGGCGAGUCAUUCGAGAUAUCAAGAUUUGCCAAAGUUGUUACAUCCAUAUGAUAGGUCAUCUGAAAGCCUUUUCUUGGCCAUUGAGUCGGGUCAUUUGCCUGGGGAUAUUCUGGAUGAUAUACCUGCCAAGUAUGUUGAUGGAGCACUUAUAUGUGAGGUGCGUGAUUAUCGAAAGUGCUCUUUUGAAAAGGGGGCCGGCAUAGUGUCUCCGGAAAGUUCUCCUCUUGUUAAUAAAGUAUGCCUCAAGAUGUCAUUGGAAAAUAUUGUGAAGGACAUCCCAUCGAUUACUGAUAAGUCUUGGACAUAUGGUGAUCUAAUGGAAGUUGAAUCGAAGAUACUGAAAGCAUUAAAACCAGACCUUCAUCUAGAUCCUGCUCCAAAGUUAGAACGGCUCUGUGAAAGUUCACUUCCACCAAAGCUCGAUUUACGGAGAAAGAGAUUAAGAGAUAUGCCAGAGUUCGCUGUUACUUCUAGUAAUAGAAUUUAUGGGAAGAAAGUUUGCAUAGAUAGAGUGCAGGAAAACUCAAAUAACAGAUUAGUUGAUUCAGGAAUAACUGCAUCUAAUGCUAUUGUGCAACAGAGUCUUGAAAAUCCAGCAAUGCAAAAUCAUAGUCCAAACAUUGCCAUGGCCUUGAGAUCUAAGAAUCUUAUGCCAGAUUCUUCUAUCCCGGGCUUUUCUAUGCCUCCCCAGCAAUCAAGAUAUGCAAUGGCAGUUGGAAAUCCAAGAAGCUUGCAGGAGCAUGGAUCAGUUUCUGCUAUUAAUUCAUCAGGGGCUUCUCCUGCUGCACAAGAUGUCAUGAUUUCAUAUACUGAUGAUGCAAAUCCAAGUGCCUCUCUUCAUUCAAAAAGGGAGAAUCAAGAUGGACAAGCUUCACCUUUAUCCAAUGUUGCAAAAAGAAUGAGGCCUGCUUCCACUGGUGUUGAUGCAAUGCAGCAGCAGCAAAUUGGCUCGCAUGUUGAAGGUCUUCAAGGAUCAGAAAUAAAUUGGCAAAAUACACUACUACAACAACAAGCGAUGGCCAGAGGUAUUCAAUAUGCAAGUGGUGGCAUUCAGAAGUUUCCCCAGCAGGUUUUUGAAGGGGGGUUGAAUCAGGAGACAGGAGCUAUUCAAUUUGCUUCUAGUCAGCAGGGCAUGAGGUUAGUUGCCAAGGAAGAACAGUUUGAAAUGGAAAAAUUAGAUGGCGCAGAGAUAAACCGCAAUAAAAGUGAGAUGGGAAUAGAUACCGUCAAUUUAGACCCACAACAAUUACGGCCUCAGCAAAGAUUGCAACCGAAUGCAUUCAUGAAACCUAAUUUCUCUCAGACAACCUGGAAUAAUCUGGCUCAGCAGCAUAUGGAGAAAGAAGCAAAAAAAGAGGACCAGUUCCAGAAGAGGAAAUCAGUCCAGAGUCCUCGCUUAUCUACUGGAGCAUUACCUCACUCUCCAUUAUCUUCAAAAUCAGGUGAAUUUUCCAAUGGUUCAGUUGGACCAAGUUUUGGUGGUCCAUCACAACUGGCUUCAGUUCCUGCUGUUGGAACUCCUUCUAUUUCUAAUGAUUCUACACAAAGGCAACAACAAGCACAACUAGCUGCCAAGCGGAGAUCUAAUUCCCUUCCCAAGACCCCAGCAAUGAAUGGAGUUGGUUCUCCAGCUAGUGUUACUACUGGUGUCCCAAUGAAUGUAAAUAGUCCUUCACUUGGGACCUCGUCUUUGGUUGAUCAAGGUGUUCAAAUUCAAAAUAUGGUUGAGAGGUUCUCAAAAAUUGAAAUGGUGACAAUGAGGCAUCAACUUAACUUUAAGAAGAAGGUUGAUGAUUAUCCCAUCCAAAAGCAGAAUACAUAUUCAACACAGCCAUUAGCUUCGCAUCUUGGUAAUGCGAUUAAUAAUGAGGGAUUGACAGAUGAACCAAGUUCUUUAUCAAAGUCACUUAUUGGUGGGAGUAUGAACGUAUGCAAAAUGAGAGUCUUAAAUUUCUGUUUGCCAGAGCGUGUACUUCAAGGAAAUGUUUAUUCUCUAGUUCCGAAGUUGCGUACUAAGAUGAUAAUGUCUGAGAAGCCAUCCGAUGGUACUGUGUCUAUGCAUUAUGGGGACAUUGAUGAAGGUGAUUUUGUAGCUGCAGAGGAUCAUCUCCCCACAUUACCCAAUACUCAUUUUGCAGAUUUGCUCGCAGAACAGUUCUGUUCUCAGAUGGCACGUGAAGGAUAUGUGAGGGAAGAUGACAGAGUCCAAGUCAAACCGAACCGGGUCAACUUUCCAUUGGGAAGUCAAUCUAGUGUACCUCCUAAUAGCUCUGUAGGUGACAUGCAGCAAUACGGAGAACAAAUGCCGGGUCAGUCACCCAAUGAAGGUCCAAAGCCAGCUGGUGGCAGUAACGCAUCAUUCAACUUACCUCAGAAUCUUGUAGUAAACUCAAGGAUGUUGCCACCUGGAAACACUCAGGCGUUACAGAUGUCUCAAGGACUUCUCUCUGGUGUUUCGGUGGCUCCAAGACCACAACAACUGGACCCGCAACAAGCAGUACAGCAACAGCAGCAGCAGCAGCACCACCAGCAACAGCAGCUGCAACCAAAUCAACACUCUCUCAUUCAACAGCAGAAUCCCCAGUUCCAGAGAUCUAUGAUGCUUGGGACAAAUCAGCUGUCACACUUAAAUGCACUUGGACAGAACUCCAACAUGCCAUUGGGUAAUCACAUGCUCAACGCUAAGCCUUCACCUAUGCAGAUGCAGCAGAUGUUACAGCACCAGCAACAACAGCCGCAAAUGCAAAGGAAAAUGAUGAUGGGGCUUGGAACAGCUAUGGGAAUGGGUAACUUGAGAAAUAGCAUAGUUGGACUUGCACCCCUGGGCAAUACUAUGGGAAUGGGAUCUGCAAGGGGAAUAGGAGGAACUGGAAUCUCAGCACCAAUGACAUCUAUUGCCGGCAUGGGAAAUAUGGGUCAGAACCCAAUGAAUCUUGGCCAGGCUUCAAAUAUUACUAAUUCUAUAAGCCAUCAAUUCAGGCCUGGAACAAUGACUUCACAAUCGGCUGAACUUAUAUCUAAGCUUAGACUGGCACAUAGUCGGGGAAGCAUGUUAGGGUCGCCUCAGUCUAGCAUAGCUGGUAUCUCUGGGGCCAGACAAAUGCACCCUGGCCAGGCUGGUCUUUCAUCAGUGUUGGGUCAGACUCUAAAUAGGGCUAAUAUGAAUACACUGCAGCGAGCGCUCGGACCUAUGGGUCCACCAAAGCUGAUGGCAGGGAUGAAUAUUUAUAUGAAUCAGCAGCAGCAGCAACAUCAACCAUCUCAGCAGCAGCAACAGCAACAGCAACAGCAGAUGCAAUUACAACAUCAGUUGCAGCAGCAAUUACAGCAACAGCAGCAGCAACAGCAGCAAGAAAUAAGUUCGCAAUUGCAGGCAGUUGUUUCACCCCCCCAGGUGGGAUCACCGUCUACCAUGGGAGUUCCACCAUUGAACCAGCAAACAGCGCAGCAAGCAAGCCCUCAGCAAAUGAGUCAACGAACUCCGAUGAGCCCACAACAGAUGAGCUCAGGGGCAAUUCAUGCCAUGAGUACUGGUAAUCCUGAAGCUUGUCCAGCGAGUCCGCAGUUGAGCUCUCAGACCCUAGGGUCUGUUAGUAGUAUGGCGAACUCCCCUAUGGACAUGCAAGGUGUUAAUAAGAGUAAUAAUGCUCAAUAAAGAAAAGUAGCCUAAAUUGUCCAAAUCAAUGCCCUUUGGAAAUUUCAGCACCAAAAUCAGCUAUCAAAUGAUUUUAUCUUGAAUUUAUGAGCUGAGCUAAUUUUUUACAUAUAAAUAAACAUAAAGCCAGUUGUUGAUACCUUUGGGGAACUAAUGUGCUGCUCUGGAUCUCUAGAAGGAAUAGAUUAUGCUGUGUCAAUUUGUAUAUACUAUAUAGUUUCUUGUUUUCUUUCGCACUCUUUGAACUUACAGGUAGUUUUUUUUGGAUAUUUAGGCCAAGAUUUGUUGUAGCUACUUUGUGUAUUGCUGGAAUUGGUACUGUUUUUAUUAUAUUUUGUGGGUUAAGAAAA